CUUCGCCUUUAAAUAUGUAUAAAUUUUUUCAAGGGCGGCGCGGCCUUGCGUCCUCAGAAAUAGGUCCUCUUCUGCUCUCAGGUUCUGGAGUCGUUUGUUUCAGCAAUAAUGUCUGCUUCAAUCUCUUCUUCUGUCCGCUUAUUCGCCACCAGAGUUUCAAUAUCUACUUAUUCAACAAAACCCCUAAUGUCUACUGUGAAACCCAUAAAUCUAUCUUUCUAUGUUUUCUCUAGGCCCAUUUCUUUCGAAAAAAUCCCAACAAAAAAGCCAUCACCACCCUUUGUAUCAGUAUCAAGAGCUGCUUCUCUCCAACCCAUUGAAGAACUCCCUCCAAAGCUUCAAGAAAUUGUCAAGCUCUUCCAGUCUGUUGAGGAACCCAAGGCUAAAUACGAGCAGCUCCUUUUUUAUGGCAAAAACUUGAAACCACUCGAUACCCAAUUCAAAACGAAAGAGAACAAAGUAGAGGGUUGUGUAUCUCAAGUUUGGGUCCGGGCAUGUUUAGAUAUCGAUAAGAAUGUUGUAUUUGAGGCUGAUUCGGAUUCGGUUCUGACGAAGGGGCUUGCAGCUUUGCUUGUUCAAGGGCUUUCGGGGCGGCCCGUGGAUGAGGUUUUGAGGGUUUCGCCGGAUUUUGUGGUGCUUCUUGGGUUGCAACAGAGUUUGACCCCUUCGAGGAAUAAUGGGUUCUUGAAUAUGUUGAAAUUGAUGCAAAAGAAGGCACUUGAGUUGUAUUUGGAGGCUGAGAAGUGUAGGGGGCUGGGUUAUGGGUCGAAUUCUGGGAAUGUUGGCAGUGAAAAUUUAAGUGAUGGAUUGAGUAAUAAAAGGGAGAGUAUUGAGAAUGAAGUAAAAGGUUCAAAUAGUGAUGGUGGUGUUGAGAAUUCGAGCACUGGAAUGAAUUCGAAUGAAAAUUUUGUUUCGAGUUCAGAAUCGAAAGUUGGUGGUGAUGGUGGUGGCGGCGGCAAGGAUUCAGAUAAUUUAGGGAGUAGAGGAAAAAGAAUUAAGGAGAUAUUGGAGAGAGAGUUAACUCCCAUUGAGUUAGAAGUGGAGGAUAUCUCUUAUCAGCAUGCAGGGCAUGCUGGUGUGGGAGGAAGUGAUGGUGAAACACAUUUCAAUUUGAAAGUUGUAUCAAAAGAAUUUGAAGGGAAGAGCUUGGUGAAGAGGCAUAGGCUCAUUUAUGGUUUGUUGCAAGAGGAAUUACAGAGUGGCUUGCAUGCACUGUCAAUUGUGGCAAAGACACCGGCUGAAGUUGAUGCAAGAUAAGCGUGCCAAGGAUUUACGGCUAAUAGGUUUAUCAUACCUUUCUUGAUUACAUUUUAUUGAGUGUAAUAAAGAGUUUAGUUUAUAGCUUAUUGGGCGCAAUGUGCCUAAAGAGUUGUUUUUAUAAAUGCUAGAGAAUGUGUUAACUUAUGAAUGCUUAUUGUUAAUCUUUACAGUGCUUAAAUAGACUGUUCAAUUUUUUGCA
This is a messenger RNA of Hevea brasiliensis (rubber tree), 1459 nucleotides long. Its product is annotated as sufE-like protein 1, chloroplastic/mitochondrial. The record is from RefSeq and is a predicted model, not a curated record. The transcript has a single exon. Bases 109 to 1257 code for a protein of 382 amino acids. NCBI's taxonomy places the organism in Eukaryota, Viridiplantae, Streptophyta, Magnoliopsida, Malpighiales, Euphorbiaceae.